This is a messenger RNA of Paecilomyces variotii, 903 nucleotides long. RefSeq names its product alpha/beta hydrolase. NCBI's taxonomy places the organism in Eukaryota, Fungi, Ascomycota, Eurotiomycetes, Eurotiales, Thermoascaceae. The transcript has a single exon. Bases 1 to 903 code for a protein of 300 amino acids. The record is from RefSeq and is a predicted model, not a curated record.
AUGACGCCUGAGCCGAUCCCUUUGACUGAACACUUCACUCACAGAAGUGAUGCCUACGAAUACUCUAUCAGCUGGACAUCUCUAGGCCCUGAUAGCGGACCACCAGUGGUUUUUGUCCAUGGAACACCUUGGUCCUCUAUAGUCUGGGAGGCUUAUGCGAAGGCGCUUUCCUUACACUACAAGGUCUAUCUCUUCGACAGGCCCGGGUUCGGUCUAUCGCCAGACCGUAAGCGCCUGGCUCCCACAGAUACCGAGACUGACCUUGAUGGAUCUCUUACUGGUCAGGCGGAGGCGUUCGCCGCUCUAUACAGGUCAUGGAAUUUCAAACCAGACCACGUUCCUCACAUCAUCGCUCAUGACAAUGCCGGUCUCAUGACGCUUCGUGCGAACAUCCUUUAUGGUUGUCAAUAUGCAAGCCUCUGUCUUAUCGAUGUCGUCGCUGUUGGUCCAUUUGGAUGUCCAUUUUUCCGGCUAGUUGCUGAGAAUAAGUCCGUCUUCAGUUCGAUUCCGGACACCAUCUUUCAAGGCAUCGUUCUCGGAUAUAUAAAAGAUGCGUCAUUCAAGCCUCUUCCAGGGAAUAUGAUAGAUAGGCUCCUGGAACCGUGGACUGCGGGGGGAAGUCAGGGUCAAGAGGCAUUUAUCCGACAGCUAUUACAAGCUGACCAGCGGUACGCAGAGGAUGUCGAAGGCCGAUAUGCAGAGGUUGGCAAGGCUAUUCCAGUCAAGGUCAUUUGGGGAAAGGAAGACAGAUGGAUUCCAUCCGAUUAUGCAGUGAAACUUGGCAAGUUAAUCGGUGCAAGGGAGGUUAUUUUGGUAGAAGAGGCGGGGCAUCUGAUUAUGUUUGACCAGCCUGAGCGACUUGCGAUGGAACUUGGGAGUUGGUUAACAAAAGUGGCUUUGUAG